AUGGCACAACUAACAGCCCGUACCGUUUUGUCAGCGCUUUCGAAGCGAACACUUAUGCCUGCUGUUGUCUCACAUCGUUCCUUGGCCACCGAGGCUUCACCUGAAGACUACGGUUAUUAUCCAGACCCUCUUGAGCACGCCACUGGUCGUGAGAAGAAAAUGCUCCUGGCACGUCUCGCUGGAGAUGAUCGUUACGAACCUAAAGUAUACUAUCGUGCAGAAACGUCCACGAAAGAAAGGCCUAACUUGGUGCCAUCCCAUUUUCCAGACAGAAUCGUUGGAUGCAUGUGUGAGCCUGAUUCUGGCCAUGUGAACUUCAUGAUCAUUCGCAAGGGAGUACCGAAGAGGUGUGAGUGUGGACAUUGGUUCAAGGCUAUUGAUGCUGAUCCAGAAUCCGUCUAA
Messenger RNA from Ostertagia ostertagi, 402 nucleotides. The record is from the annotation of a GenBank genome assembly. Lineage: Eukaryota; Metazoa; Nematoda; Chromadorea; Rhabditida; Trichostrongylidae.